UUCCUCAGAGAGAGACAGAGAGAGAGAGGGGGGGUUGGGAGGUUGGAGGAGGUGAAGAGGAUAGCUAGGGUUUCGUGCUCCUCCACGCCUCGGAAGCCGGAUCGGAUCCUGCGCUCUCGGCCGGUUGCCUGCCUGGGCUUGAUUCCUUAGCAAUGGCAUCUGGAACUGAUGAGAAAGCCAAGAUGGAGAGUUUGUCAUCAGCUGCAGCCUUUGUCGAGGGUGGGAUUCAGGAUGCAUGUGAUGAUGCAUGUAGCAUCUGCCUUGAGGCCUUCUGUGAGAGUGACCCUUCUACAUUGACUGGUUGCAAACACGAGUUCCAUCUCCAAUGCAUUCUUGAAUGGUGUCAGAGAAGUUCCCAAUGUCCUAUGUGUUGGCAGCCUAUCAGUUUGAAGGAUCCUACCAGUCAAGAGCUGCUUGAGGGAGUGGAGCGUGAAAGGAAUGUAAGGACCAAUCAAACUCGAAAUACAACUAUAUUUCAUCAUCCUGCUCUUGGGGAUUUCGAGGUGCAGCAUCAAGAUGCACUUUUGCAGUUACCUGUUGUUGGAAAUGAUGCUGAACUUGAAGAGCGUAUAUUACAGCACCUAGCAGCUGCCGCUGCAAUGGGAAGGUCACACCACCUUGGUAGAAGAGAGGGACACAGGGGUCGUUCUGGUUCUCAUGGUCGCCCACAGUUUUUAGUUUUUUCUUCGCAUCCAAACAUGCCUUCUGCUGGUUCAAUUUCUUCAUCUUCCGUUCAAGCGGAAGGCGAUAGUGAAUCAAGUCCUAUCCACCUAGCUGGUGAAUUAUCUUUACACGCUAACACCCAUGAAGAAGCAGGAAAUCAAAGUCCUGGGAUGCUUACCUAUGAUGCUGAUCAAGAUGCUGUCGUUUCGUCUGGAAAUAGUACUCCUGUGUCCAGCCCUAGGUUUUUCAACAGGAGGCAUUCCACUGGGCAGUCAACUCCUGUAAACAAUGACAGAGCUGGACCAUCUGAUCUUCAGUCAUUCUCAGACUCGUUGAAGUCUCGCUUAAAUGCUGUCUCUAUGAAGUACAAGGAGUCUAUUACGAAAAGUACUCGAGGAUGGAAGGAGAGACUUUUUUCGCGUAAUUCAUCUGUGGCAGAUCUUGGUUCUGAAGUAAGAAGAGAAGUUAAUGCUGGAAUUGCAUCCGUAUCAAGGAUGAUGGAGCGUCUGGAAACUAGAGGUAACAAUAGUAGAACAAGCGAUGGUCCAGCAACAUCCGCUUCUGAAGCUCGUCCCAGUACAGAAUCAAGCAAUGAGAGAGUUACAGAAAACAAUUCAACUACUGCAGCGACAAGCACUAGCAACACUUCUCCUUGUGUUACAACAUCUGGUUCAAAUUAGUGCAUCUUAUAGGAUCUAAAAGAAGUCCUGCACAUGCAGAUUCUUCUCCAUCAAAGGAUUGCCAUUGCCAUGCAUGGGCAGGUGACCAGAGUUGAAACUGCAACGUCAUGAUGAUGUCAUCCUCAGCAUUGCAUAAACCACCAGAAAAUCGGGAUGACAAUUUGAUGUAUUGGUUUGAUAAAAGGGCUCAGCCCGAGGUAUUACUUACCGUAGGAUGCCGAUUUGUUCUGCUUUUCUCUAUGUAAAAAGGAAAAAAAUCAAGGACGAGUUUUUACCAGUAUAAAUAAUGGAUUUUGUGACAAUAGCACGCGCAAUCGUGAUAAAUAUUAUUGACAGCAGCGUUACUCA
Molecule: messenger RNA, 1691 nt
Organism: Oryza brachyantha (malo sina)
Lineage: Eukaryota; Viridiplantae; Streptophyta; Magnoliopsida; Poales; Poaceae
Product: E3 ubiquitin-protein ligase RHF2A
Exons: 9
Coding region: 153-1343 (396 amino acids)
Molecular function (GO): ubiquitin-protein transferase activity
Source: RefSeq, a predicted model, not a curated record